GCAAAUUCAGUUAAUAUAAAAAUAUUUGUGUUUAAAAUCUGUCCUGGGUUUUAACACACACAACUAAUUACAGAUGUGUUAAGUGGAGCAUGCACACAAAUAAAAACCCUUGGUUGUUAAAAAUGUAAUCAUAACACACUGCUCUCACUAUGCAGGAAAAUACAUUAAGCUCAAGUGCCUGCUUUUAAAAGUAAAAAGUAUACCGACGGUAUCAUCGCGGAUACUGGCCUUGUAUUUACUUGGUAUGGGAUCGAUACUAAAAUGUACAGUACCGCCCACGGCUAGUGUGACGUUAUUUAAUUGUGCUUGUUUGUGCGUGUUCAAGAUUGAUGCCGCACUGCUAUUAUAAUAGGUAGUUGUAGUCUGUUGUGUGAUUAAAACUCGUGCCCCGGCUGCAUUGAGUCAUUUUGUCUAACUCCAUUUCCCACAAUUCUUAUUUAACGGCGCUCAUAAUUUUUACGCAGUAGCUAGUUGACGGGGAAUUGAAGCAACAUUUCAGUCAUCCACGAAAACCCUAAACAAGGAGUUUAUUGAGUUAUUUGUAUGUGAUAAAUUUGUAUAUAUUCUAUUUAACCUUUACACGAGCUACUCAGGAUUGAGUCUGGUAGCUGAGAGCGGCUCAUUGGGAGCCGUAACAACAGGGGGCAGUAGUAUGACGGCGUGUACUCCGAGGUCACCUGCAGCAGAUCGGAGAACAAAGAACGUUUUUCACACAAGGAACCGGUUUUCUAUUAGUAAAUUUAGUAUCUCGCAAGUCAAUUCCACUGGACAACUGACCGGCUUUAACCAGUAAUCGCCUAUUCUGUAACAGUUGCUAAUUAUUUCAGCUAAACUUAUGGAAAAAUAAUUGCCAGAUAAUCAACGACAUAACUUUUCAGCGGACAUUACGUACAGGAUUAAGACCAUCAUGGCUUCGAAAACGAAAGGUGGGAAACUUAAUUCCAAAAACAAGGAUGAUGCACCUUUUGAACUGGAAAGCCAGUUCGUUCUGCGGCUACCACAGGAGUAUGCCUCAACUGUGAGACGAAUUGCCCAAUCUGGAAGCAUGAAUCUUAAGGACAGGCUCACCAUAGAGUUGCAUGCUGAUGGCCGCCACGGAAUUGUUAGAGUGGACCGUGUUCCUUUAGCUUGUAAAUUAGUUGAUUUGCCCUGCAUCCUGGAGUCCUUAAAAACAGUUGACAAGAAGACUUUUUAUAAGACUGCUGAUGUCUGUCAGAUGUUGGUUUGCACUCUGGAUGGAGACCUUUACCCUCCUCUAGAGGAGCCCACUGGGACUGUAGACUGCAAGACCAAGAAAAGGGAUAAAGACAAAGACAAGAAGUUCAUCUGGAAUCAUGGCAUUACCUGCCCGCUGAAGAACACAAGAAAAAGGCGAUUUAGAAAAACAGCAAAGAAGAAGUAUAUUGAGUCUCCAGAUGUGGAAAAAGAGGUGAAGAGGCUCCUAAGCACGGAUGCUGAAGCUGUCAGUGUUCGAUGGGAGGUCAUUGCUGAGGAUGAGACAAAAGAAGCCGAUAAUAAUUUAUCGUUGUCCAAUUUGGACUCCUCACCUGGAACCUCUGGGCACAAGGGCCAUGAAUCUUCAGCACCACGAGAUGAGCUGCGGGAGAUAUUUAAUGACAUCAGCAGUAGCAGUGAAGAUGAGGAUGAUGAUGGUGACAGGCAGGAAGAUGAAGACCUCAACAUCAUGGAUACUGAGGAUGACAUGGUGGGUCAACUAAAUGAGAAGCUAAACGAGUCUGAUGUGGGAAGAGAUGAGAACAACAGGAACAACCAAAUAGUGAUGGAAUACCAGCUGCAGAUCAACAACCUCAAAGCCAAACUGCAGGAGACACGAGCACGCAAAAAGCAGCAAGAAGAUUUGAUUAUGAAAGUUGAGAAUCAGGCCCUAAAGACCCGCUUUCAGGCUCUACUGAAUGACUUUAUCCGUGAAGAAGAGCGUGAAAUGGAAAAGCUGGCUUCUCUGCAAGAGCAGAUGGACUCACUGAAAAACGACCAAUAGAGGGCAGUGCAAUCUCAACUCUCUGCUGAAUGAACAGUGCUGGAAACAAUAGUUCUGCUAAUGAAUUUAUUUAGUCUAAUGUUAUUAAAUAUUAACCUAUACCUA
Molecule: messenger RNA, 2104 nt
Organism: Tachysurus fulvidraco (yellow catfish)
Lineage: Eukaryota; Metazoa; Chordata; Actinopteri; Siluriformes; Bagridae
Gene: taf7
Product: TAF7 RNA polymerase II, TATA box binding protein (TBP)-associated factor
Exons: 13
Coding region: 908-1999 (363 amino acids)
Biological process (GO): RNA polymerase II preinitiation complex assembly; transcription initiation at RNA polymerase II promoter
Cellular component (GO): transcription factor TFIID complex
Molecular function (GO): RNA polymerase II general transcription initiation factor activity
Source: RefSeq, a predicted model, not a curated record